UCGCUCCGGUUUAAACCGUUGUCCCCGCUACCAUUCCAUCAGAGGCGCUUCAUCACUCCUCCAUCCACCUGUCACUCCCUCCCUGCGACCGUGGAAAUAAGACGGUUUCUUUCAUUUAAUCACCUUUUACAGAAAACAAACCAAAAAAUGGCGAGCAGCUUCUCGAGAAUCCUGUCCUCCAAACGGAGAAUCGGUGUCCUGACGUUCGUGGGUGGCUCAGUAACGGCUGGACUCCUGCUCCACCGGGAACAUGUCAGCGCAGGAAACCCCGUACGCAGGAGCUACCCGGCCAGUGCGGAGUACCCUGACCUGCGCCAGCACAACAACUGCAUGGCCACUCACCUGACACCUGCCAUCUACGCCAAGCUGUGUGAUAAGGCCACUCCCAACGGCUACACGCUGGACCUGGCCAUUCAGACGGGCGUGGACAACCCGGGGCACCCCUUCAUCAAGACCGUGGGCAUGGUGGCCGGAGACGAGGAGUCUUACGAGGUAUUUGCAGACCUGCUGGACCCCGUCAUCAGAGAGAGGCACAACGGGUACGACCCCAGCACCAUGAAGCACCCCACCGACCUGGAUGCCAGCAAGAUCCACUCGGGCAACUUUGACUCGCGUUACGUGCUUUCGUCCAGGGUGAGAACGGGCCGCAGCAUCCGAGGGCUGAGCCUGCCGCCCGCCUGCACCCGGGCGGAGCGCAGGGAGGUGGAGCGGGUGGUGGUGGACGCCCUCGCCGGCCUGAAGGACGACCUGGACGGGAAGUACUACAGUCUCACUCAGAUGACCGACAAGGAGCAGCAACAGCUCAUUGAUGACCACUUCCUGUUCGACAAGCCGGUGUCCCCCCUCCUAACGUGCGCAGGCAUGGCUCGUGAUUGGCCUGAUGCCCGCGGUAUCUGGCACAACAACGAGAAGACCUUCCUGGUUUGGGUCAAUGAGGAGGAUCACACCAGGGUCAUCUCCAUGGAGAAGGGAGGGAACAUGAAGAGAGUCUUUGAGAGGUUCUGCAAAGGCCUCAAGGAGGUGGAGCGUCUGAUCCAGGAGAGAGGCUGGGAGUUCAUGUGGAACGAGAAGCUCGGUUACAUCCUCACCUGUCCCUCCAACCUGGGCACCGGGCUCAGGGCCGGGGUCCACGUCAAACUGCCCCUGCUGAGCAAGGAUCGCCGCCUCAGUAAGAUCCUGGACAACCUGCGUCUGCAGAAACGAGGGACUGGCGGCGUGGACACCGCUGCUGUGGGCGGUGUGUUCGACAUCUCCAACCUGGACCGCCUGGGCCUGUCUGAGGUCCAGCUGGUGCAGACAGUGGUCGAUGGCGUCAACUACCUGAUCGAGUGUGAGAAGAGGCUGGAGAAAGGCCAGGACAUCAAGGUGCCCCCCCCCCCCCUUAAAAAAUUCAAGUAGAAAUAAUCCCCGCCCCCCCCCCCCCCCCCAACCCUCUGGGCACACACACAUGCACAAACCCCCCGCUCUGUGCCCAUAGAUAUUAUAAGUAUCAAUGUCAUUGCCUCCUUUAUUACCACUACUUACCUAAUCAACCCUCCCUGCCCCACAGUGUACCUCUACAUGAUAUAAUCUACAUAUAUUAUACGCAGCUAUCUAUCUGGCUCAACCAAACCAGAGUCCCAGAAUACUGCUUCGGGCUUUAGUGUGUUUAAGAUGCAUCUGAAAGGUUUUUAUCUUUAAACGUUAGCGAAGGAUGCACAAACUGUAGGCUGCUGCAGCGGAGCAAAUAUGGCCGCCAGUUUUGCCCGUCUCUGCAUGGUCAAACGGUUUCUUUGGCUCUGCUCCCAAAGCACUCCUCAGCCCACUGAACCUGGCUUCACCUCGCCUCGGCCCCUUCCUGCAUGUCCUGUACUCAGCCUAACUCUCCCCCUCACUCCUGUGUGAUGAUCGGUCAUUCCUACUCUCUAGUGCUUGUGUCGUCCAUCCAUUUGUGCUCCACUCUUUACAUUCUUCUCACCAUUUCGAGUGGAUCUGAAUGUAGAUUAACAGGGUAAGACUGAAGAGACUUGUGUUCUUCAGAGGAUUUGUAUGCUUGAUGACACACUGGUGUCAAAAUGUAAUGUUAUUACAACACACACUGGCUGGGCUGGGUUAAGUACUGUAAGCUACUAAAGCAAUAUCAUUCGAGCUCAUCGUGAAUGUCACACUGUAAUGUCUUUUAUUAAAGAAACCAUCUAUUUAACAGAA
Anarrhichthys ocellatus (wolf-eel) is the source of this 2187-nucleotide messenger RNA. Its product is annotated as creatine kinase U-type, mitochondrial-like. The transcript has 9 exons. Gene Ontology annotation, cellular component: mitochondrion. Bases 148 to 1398 code for a protein of 416 amino acids. Gene Ontology annotation, biological process: phosphocreatine biosynthetic process. NCBI's taxonomy places the organism in Eukaryota, Metazoa, Chordata, Actinopteri, Perciformes, Anarhichadidae. The record is from RefSeq and is a predicted model, not a curated record. Gene Ontology annotation, molecular function: creatine kinase activity.